Messenger RNA from Rhododendron vialii, 751 nucleotides. RefSeq names its product thioredoxin-like protein YLS8. Bases 124 to 552 code for a protein of 142 amino acids. Gene Ontology annotation, biological process: mRNA splicing, via spliceosome. NCBI's taxonomy places the organism in Eukaryota, Viridiplantae, Streptophyta, Magnoliopsida, Ericales, Ericaceae. The record is from RefSeq and is a predicted model, not a curated record. The transcript is spliced from 2 exons. Gene Ontology annotation, cellular component: spliceosomal complex; U5 snRNP; U4/U6 x U5 tri-snRNP complex.
GCUCAUAAAUUCACAGUUUCGCUAUACGCACGCGACCCGGCAGGCAGUAGAGGAUUCUGGAAGUUGCAAGUUUGCAGCCAGUAGUUUCGAGGGGUCGUUGGAGAGAGAGAGAGAGAGAGAGGGAUGUCGUACUUGCUGCCGCACCUGCACUCGGGAUGGGCGGUGGAUCAGGCGAUCCUAGCCGAAGAAGAACGCCUCGUCAUCAUCCGAUUCGGCCACGAUUGGGACGAAACUUGCAUGCAGAUGGACGAGGUCCUGGCUUCAGUUGCUGAGACAAUAAAAAAUUUUGCGGUCAUAUACCUGGUGGACAUCACAGAGGUGCCCGACUUCAAUACGAUGUAUGAGCUGUAUGACCCAUCAACCAUAAUGUUCUUUUUCAGGAACAAACACAUAAUGAUUGAUCUUGGCACUGGAAACAACAACAAGAUCAACUGGGCAAUGAAGGACAAGCAGGAGUUCAUUGACAUCGUUGAGACAGUGUACCGUGGGGCCAGAAAGGGUCGCGGGCUGGUUAUUGCACCCAAAGACUAUUCUACUAAGUACCGUUAUUGAGCGAAGCUCUUGGGUUAUUUGCUGUUUCAUUUGAAACUGUAUAAUCAAGCAAAAUCGUGUUUGCGUAUUAUGCUUUGAAAAUCUAAUCAUGGUUCAGAAUGUGAGGUUUAUGCAACAAGUAUUAUGUUGGACUGUUUACUUUUUCAUGUGAUUCUGGGCGUGGACCGAACUCUAGCAAUCUGAAGCAUGUUUGUGUCAA